CUUGCAUCUUGCCCAAGAAAUCUACCACGAUGUCACCUUCUAACCAAGUUGUCGACAAAGAAGGAAUGCCCAUCCAUGUGGGAGAUGAAGUGUCGUGCCGCGCUCGUGGAGGGAAGCAUGUGGGAAAGGUUGAGAAAAUCGUGUACACCAAAGAAGAGGCAGAGGAAGAGGGAGUAAAGAACCCUCCAAAGGUCAUUUAUACCGACCAACACGGACACCGUGUAAACCACAAUCCUGGCACCCUCGUUCAUGGAGAUCCCUUCUAACUCGAUGGAACAAACAAGCGUCACAGAGCGAGGAAUGACUUAUUGAAUUUAUUUCGGUUCUUUGAAGAGAUAUCGUACAGAUUGUAUUUGUAUCUUGUUCAAAUCCAUUUCGCAAAGCAUAA
This is a messenger RNA of Coprinopsis cinerea okayama7#130, 388 nucleotides long. RefSeq lists its product as hypothetical. Bases 30 to 266 code for a protein of 78 amino acids. The record is from RefSeq and is a predicted model, not a curated record. The transcript is spliced from 2 exons. NCBI's taxonomy places the organism in Eukaryota, Fungi, Basidiomycota, Agaricomycetes, Agaricales, Psathyrellaceae.